GGCCGUCGCGGGUCGGCGACGGUCCAAACACCGUGCCGCCCCCAUCCCGUCCCGUCCCCAACGUCUCUUUUCCGCCGUUCUCGACGAAGCAAAAAGUGGGCCCCCCAAAUUUAAAUAUGACCGUUAAUAAAAAAAAAAAAUUAAAUUUCCAUUUUUUGAAUAAAGCCAAACGGCUACUUUUUUAAAAUAUAUAAAUUAAACCCCCAUUUUCACUAUCAAACACCAAAUUAACUUCCACAAUUCACCAUUUUCUCCUAUAAUUUUUACACUCUCUUCCACUACACUCUCAACCUUCUUCCACAUAAUUUUCAUGGAUCCGUUCAACAACCCCGAUACUCCCAACACGCCUUCGAACAACCCGAAUACUCCCACUAAUCCGACCCAACCAAAUGUUUUUUCGGUUCCGGGGUAUUAUCCAACGCUAGAACCGAACCAAUUCUCCCAAUUUUCAUCGAACGCUUUUGCGUCAUUCCAACAAUCGCCCAACCAAUUCACUCAAAUCUCCCAAAACCAAGCUCUUCAACAAAUGAUGAUGCGGGGUGCUUGGAACUUUCCACCCCAACCGAUCCCGACACCCCCCGUUCAACCCCAACCGAUCCCGACACCCCCCGUUCAAUCCGAACCCGAAGAUGAUGUGGAGAUUGUGCCCGAAACCCAACCGCCAAAAGGGAAAGGAAAAAGAAACAAAGGGAAACAAGUAGCGGGUGAUGAAGCGUCGAAACCGAAGGCGAUUAAAUGGACCCCAAUCGAAGAAGAAGCAUUAGCCAAGGCUUUCAUUGGCACUUCCGACAACCCGGUAAAAGGUAACAAUCAACCGGGUGACGGGUUUUGGUCCAAAGUAUUGACCAAGUUUCUCGCCAUGAUGGACCAAGGCCCGUAUAGAGAUAUCGACUCGGUUUCCUCGAAGUGGCGAAAGUUGAACACGACCGUUAAUCGGUUUUGCGCGGAGUAUAACAAAUUAUACACAAGUGACCGUCGUAGCGGGUGGAACGACGAAGAUGUGUUCAAAAUGGCAUUGGAAAAGUAUAAACAAAAUCAUGGUUCCAACUUUCCUCACGUUCGCGCGUGGAUGCAAAUUAAGAUCUCACGGUGUAGAGUGACGUGGAGUGGUCUGGAGGCUUUCACUAUACCGGUACACUGCUCCGUACCAUGGUGUGGUGGUAGCGUGAGGGGAGGGCAUUUAGAUUUUCAUUGGCGUGGAGGGGAGAAGGUUGGUUUUGAUUGCCCGUAUCCGCCUUCUCUCCAACAACCUAUAACCGCUCUGUCUACAAGUGUGGCCAUGGCAAGGAACGAUUCUGUUGCUGGGUAUUCAGAAAAAUGGACCACACUAGAAGCCAUCUUGACCCACGGUAGAAGAAACAAGCAUCACAUGUGUGCUGAAUUUACCUGUCGUGUUGAAGUCACACGCAUACGCAAUAGCCAAGAGUGGUUCAGGCUGACAUGUGGCGGUGGGAAUUGCAUGAAAGGUGUGGGGCGUGAAGAUAACGAUAUGUGGUGUGAUGGGUGCGAAAACCCCGUUGUCUUCCCGAGAGGAAGAUUUGUUUCUAAAAAUGUUUAG
This is a messenger RNA of Helianthus annuus (common sunflower), 1558 nucleotides long. RefSeq lists its product as uncharacterized. Lineage: Eukaryota; Viridiplantae; Streptophyta; Magnoliopsida; Asterales; Asteraceae. The record is from RefSeq and is a predicted model, not a curated record. The coding region runs from base 311 to 1558 and encodes 415 amino acids. The transcript is spliced from 6 exons.